Thyridium curvatum is the source of this 1662-nucleotide messenger RNA. RefSeq lists its product as uncharacterized. The coding region runs from base 1 to 1662 and encodes 553 amino acids. The transcript is spliced from 2 exons. The record is from RefSeq and is a predicted model, not a curated record. NCBI's taxonomy places the organism in Eukaryota, Fungi, Ascomycota, Sordariomycetes, Thyridiales, Thyridiaceae.
AUGGCCCCUCGACCAGAGCUUCCCACUGAUAUCUGGUGGAUGGUAAUCUUGGAACUCACUGCCAGGCGAGAUUUCAACACCCUUUUGGCUACUUCUACUGUCAGCAAGACCCUAGCAGGCUUCGCUCUACCACAAUUAUACAGCAUUCACGAACUAGCUUCUGCCAGCACUGAUGAUGCUUCCAUUGUCGGAAAGAGGAAAUGGGCUCAGCUUUGGCGGAGUAUCAUCCUCUCCAGCAUUGGACAGACUGCUCUCCCAUAUUGCUUAUGGGUGAAGAACCUGAAGCUCGGGAAUUUGAGAGAUCUUCUCAAUGAUAUUGCUCCGUAUCAAGCUCUGCGGGAUGACUUUUUCUCUGGGCACAUGGAGCCCUUCAAUAUCUCUCAGACUUCUGGGCCGCCGACAAGGAAGAACAAGCCUCGUCUGGACCUGCAAGCUAUCAGCAACAAGGUCGGCGACACGAUUACUGCCUUUGUCAAAGAUGCUGCCGACCGAGAGAACAAGGCCGUCUCGGUGGCUCAUCUAGAAGGCCACUAUAUCCCCAUGGAUCUGUUGCCUACGUGGAUCUCGAGACUCCCUACUUUGGUGUCUCUGACCAUACAAGAUGGAUCCGUGCUCGGGCCCAACGUUGCCGAAGCUAUCCGCAACAACUGUCCUAGUUUCAAAGAGCUCGAGUGUUACUACUGCGACGGAGCGACCGUGGACGAAGACUUGGCCAGCUUUUUCCGGGCGUUGCCGCCCAACACAUUGGAGGCAUUCAACGUUAUCAGUCUGAAUCGACUGGGUCAACAGGCUUUCGAGGCACUCGGAUGCCAUGGCGAGUCGUUGAGGAAAUUGGGCUUGUCAUCCUUGCAGACCGUGGCUUUCGAGCAUUUCGGUGCAUUGGCCCAGUGUGAGAAGCUGGAGGCUCUCACCCUCGAAGCAGCCAACCCAACGGGUUUCAACUGGGAAGCGACUCAUGCCGAUUCGUUCCAGGCAGCUAUAACGUGGCUCAAGUCUUGCAAAAGCUUGACCACCCUGCAAGUCGCGAAGGUACCGAACGCUAGCACCGUUCUAGCCACAGUUUUGAGGGCGCCUGCUGUUCGUCUGAGAGCGUUGGAUGUCAGGUUAAUCGAUGCUGAGCCGACCUUCUACUCAGCGUUGGGGUUCCAGACGGAAAUGGAAGACUUCGCUAUGCGGACGAUUGAUGAGGAGCUCGAGCCCGGCACCCCGCAGCACAUGGACUUGAUUUCCUCACUUUGCAAGUGCCAGAAGUUGCGAGAGUUGGAUCUCAUUACCACCCUGAUCAACGUGGAGGACGUGACCCGGUUCAGUCAGAGCCUCGUACACCUUGAGGAACUCGGUUUCGAUGGCAGCAAUUUCUUUGAUCUUUGCUGGAAGAUCCUCGCACGCUUCAAGAAGCUCAAGACACUCAACAUCCUCGCUAGCUCCCUAUUCACUGCCGACGGCAUACGGAAUUUCCUCGCCGAUCUCGAGCAGCACCCCGACGGUUCGCAUGACGGCUUGGCAUUGUCAAUCAUGAACCAGGCACCCCAUGUCGUUAUCACGCCGACUGAGGAGACGUCUCUUCAGAAAGAGAUUGCUGCCAAGUUCGGCGGCCGGAUCGACCUUGUGUACGAGAGAAAUCCGCAAGAAGACGACGACACUGAUUUUGCAGACGACUAG